Molecule: messenger RNA, 1905 nt
Organism: Paraglomus occultum
Lineage: Eukaryota; Fungi; Glomeromycota; Glomeromycetes; Paraglomerales; Paraglomeraceae
Source: the annotation of a GenBank genome assembly
AUGGCAGAAACCAAGCCAGAAGUUGAACAGUUUGCUUUCCAAGCUGAGAUUUCUCAGCUAAUGAGUAUUAUUAUCAAUACCUUCUACUCAAAUAAGGAGAUUUUUCUUCGUGAACUGAUAUCAAACGCAUCUGAUGCCCUUGACAAGUUUCGAUACCAAUCACUCUUGGAUUCCUCGAAGCUAGAGAGUGGUAGUGAAUUGUAUAUUCGGAUAAUUCCAGACAAAGAAAGUAAGACUCUUACAAUUCGGGAUACCGGUAUUGGCAUGACGAAGGCUGAUCUUGUGAACAAUCUCGGUACAAUCGCCCGCUCUGGUACCAAAGCAUUUAUGGAAGCCCUUCAGACCGGUGCCGAUAUAUCUAUGAUCGGUCAGUUUGGUGUCGGUUUCUAUUCAGCCUACUUAAUCGCGGACAAAGUGCAAGUCACCACAAAACAUAAUGAUGAUGAACAAUACAUAUGGGAAUCAGCCGCUGGUGGUUCCUUCACAAUUACACGUGAUACUGAAGGCGAAUCUCUUGGGCGUGGAACCGCAAUCAAAUUAUUCCUCAAAGAAGACCAGUUGGAAUACCUUGAAGAAAAACGUAUCAAAGAAGUCGUCAAAAGGCAUUCAGAAUUCAUCGGCUAUCCGAUUGAGCUGCAAGUCUGGGAAGAGAAAUUAGUGAAGAAGUUUGAGGUCUUGAAUAAGACGAAGCCGCUCUGGACUCGUAACCCCGAAGACAUAACUAACGAAGAGUAUGCGUCAUUCUACAAGUCGAUCACGAACGAUUGGGAAGAUCACCUGGCGGUUAAGCACUUCUCUGUGGAGGGUCAACUCGAAUUCCGUUCCAUCCUCUUUGUACCUCGUCGUGCACCAUUCGAUCUCUUUGAAACCAAGAAGAAACGCAAUAACAUCAAGUUAUACGUUCGACGUGUAUUCAUUAUGGACGAUUGUGAAGAACUAAUUCCAGAGUAUCUCAACUUCGUUAAGGGUAUAGUUGACUCUGAAGAUUUACCACUCAACAUUUCACGUGAGACUCUUCAACAGAACAAGAUCUUAAAGGUCAUUCGUAAGAAUCUCAUCAAGAAAUGUAUAGAGCUCUUCUUUGAAAUUGCCGAGGACAAGGAACAAUUCAACAAGUUCUAUGAAGCAUUUUCCAAGAACAUUAAACUGGCCGUCCAUGAAGAUAAAACCAACAUGAGUAAAUUCGCCGAAUUGCUCAGAUUCAGUUCUACCAAAUCUGGAGAUGAGAUGACUUCGCUUAAGGAUUACGUUACCCGCAUGCCCGAGAAGCAGAAGAACAUUUACUACAUCACCGGCGAAAAUCGUCAGGCCGUAGAAAACUCUCCAUUUACCGAGGUGUUGAAGAAACGCGGAUUUGAAGUGUUGCUCAUGACAGAUCCACUUGAUGAGUAUGCUAUGAACGCACUUAAGGAAUUUGAGGGCAAGAAGACAGUGAUCAAGGAAAUUCUUAACGACAAAGUUGAAAAGGUUACUGUUUCCAACCGUAUUUCAGAAUCUCCAUGUGUGCUCGUAACGGGCCAGUAUGGUUGGUCAGCGAACUUUGAACGUAUCAUGAAAGCUCAAGCCCUUCGUGACACAAGUAUGGCAUCUUAUAUGGCCUCGAAGAAGAUUAUGGAAAUUAAUCCACGUCACGCAAUUAUCAAGUCUCUCAAAGGCAAAGUCGAACAAGACAAGAACGAUAAGACUGUGAGAGACCUCACGUGGUUAUUGUAUGAGACUUCUCUGCUGCAGUCCGGUUUCACACUUGAAGAGGCUUCAUCGUUUAGCAGUAGAAUCUACAAGAUGAUUAAACUCGGCUUGGAUAUUUCGGAUGAGGAUGAUGAUGAACCUGAGGCUGAUAGUAAGGAAGAACUACCAGAAUUGCAAGAAUCUGGCGAAAGAUCGAUGAUGGAAGAGAUAGAUUAA